AGCUAUAGACAUUUCAUUCAAAAGAAAAGGUCAUCUUUUUUUUUUUCUCUCUGUCUCUCUCAUCUUAAUUUAUUUCUCUUUGAAUUUCUCCCAACUGCUUCUUUCGUCUACCUUAGUUUCUACUCCUGUGUUCUUAUGUCUCAGCUAGAUGGAAAAGUGGUACAAAUUUUCGCGGCCUCAUUCUUCGGUUAUGCGAUGGCUAGGGUGGCAGCCGCCCGUUUCGGCAGGAGAAAGUUGUCCGAGCAGCCGCCGUCGCUCGGUGGCGAAGACUUCAUUCCUCGGUUAGAGAGAACCGAGUCUGGCCGUCUUCAACAACUUGAAAAAUUCUCCCAUUACGUCGCUAGGCAGCUGGGAUUUGAGAAUGCAAAUGAGUGUGUUGAGCUAUGCAAAUUGGCUAUGGAGUAUUUGAGAAAACCCAAAGGAUGUGAGCAAAGCAUAUAUGAGUAUUUUGGUACAGAAGAAGAAGUGGAUUCUCUGUAUGUAAUGUUGCUGGAAGAGUUCGAAAGGUGUAUUCUCACUUAUUUUGCUUUUCAUUGGUCCCAAGCUUCACUUAUCAUUAGCCAGUGUUUUAGUGAGUCCCAAACGAAAACAAAGCUCAAGGACUUCGUUUUGGGAGCAACGCGGAAACAAAGGUUUGAGAGAGUAACAAGAGACCUAAAGGUAACUAGGUUGUUCUCUACGUUGGUGGAAGAAAUGAAAGCCAUUGGAGGAUGUACGGAUAUCAUGGUGCCAGCCGCCCUCAGUGAGCGGAGUCCCGUGCUCCUCCUCAUGGGAGGCGGCAUGGGAGCUGGCAAGAGUACCGUCCUUAAGGACAUUCUGAAAGACUCUUUUUGGUCGGGAGCUGCAAGCAAUGCGGUGGUGGUUGAGGCAGAUGCCUUUAAAGAGACCGAUGUUAUCUACAGAGCCCUUAGUUCCAUGGGUCAUCACAACGACUUACUCCAAACCGCAGAAUUGGUGCACCAAUCGUCUACGGAUGCAGCGUCGUCGCUGCUAGUGACGGCAUUGAACGAAGGGCGUGACGUGAUAAUGGAUGGGACCCUUUCGUGGGAGCCGUUUGUGGAGCAGACGGUGGCCAUGGCUAGGAAUGUUCACAAGUUCCGGUACCGUAUGGGGGUUGGCUACAAAGUGGCCGAAGAUGGCACCGUAAAUGAAAACUAUUGGGAACAAAUAAACGACAAUGAACAAGAUGGUGAUGAAGGUGUAUCCAAUAGAAAGCCCUACAGAAUUGAGUUGGUUGGGGUGGUUUGUGACCCUUAUUUGGCUGUUGUUAGAGGAAUAAGGAGAGCUAUAAUGAUUGGAAGGGCAGUGAGGGUUAAUUCACAGUUGACGUCCCACAAAAGAUUUGCCAGUGCAUUUCCAAGAUAUUGCAAUCUUGUGGAUAAUGCCAGGCUUUACUCUACCAAUUCCAUGGGAGGGCCACCAAAGCUAAUAGGAUGGAAGGAAGGACAACAGAAGCUGCUAGUUGACUCAGAAGAAAUCGAAUGUUUGAGUACCAUAAAAAGCUUGAACUCCAAUGCUGAUUCAAUUCACCAGCUCUAUGCCGAUCCCACCCCCAUAUUUCGCCCUGGUUUUGUUUGGAACGACAUCGUUUUGUCCCCCUCCAGGCCAUCCAUUCAGCAACGCCUUAGGGAGUCCAUUCAAAAAAUUGAACACAGUAAUAAUAAUAAUAAUAAUAAUACCUCUUGAAUUGCUCAAUAUUCUAUUUCUCUUGGGUUUUCUUGGUUGUUUUUGUUUGUUUGAAAAGGACUUUCUUUUUGGGGGGAAUAAAUUUAAAUUUGUAAUUGUAUGACUAAAAAUUUAAAGGGGGUGUAUUUUGAUUGGUGAAAAUGAGAAUGGUAUUAGUGCUAUACUCUCUUGUGAUUGUGAAGUGGACUUCCUGUGUAAUUCCACUAUAAAUGAAUUCAUACUCAACAGAAUGAUUUUCCACUA
Messenger RNA from Humulus lupulus (European hop), 1929 nucleotides. RefSeq names its product calmodulin calcium-dependent NAD kinase-like. Gene Ontology annotation, molecular function: kinase activity; ATP binding. The transcript is spliced from 9 exons. The coding region runs from base 136 to 1686 and encodes 516 amino acids. NCBI's taxonomy places the organism in Eukaryota, Viridiplantae, Streptophyta, Magnoliopsida, Rosales, Cannabaceae. The record is from RefSeq and is a predicted model, not a curated record.